AAAAGAGUUUAUUGAUCUCGCGAGAUCGAGUGAGCCAGACCAUUCCAGAAGCGGAAUCUCGCGAUAGAUGUACCAAGAUUCCAGGUACGAGGGAAGGAGGUUUUGAAGCGCUCUCGCGAGAUUUGGAGCUACAGCGAUGGCGACGGUGGACACAGGGAAGAGGAGAGGUUUGUAAACAGAACAACUACAGGAUCCGGGGCACUAAAGCGGAGACGACUAGGACCGGAAGCCCAUCGUGAGCCUCCAAUUCUGGAAGUGGCCUAACUUUCUUUACCGGAAACCCUUUUCCAGGGUCUAAGAAGACGGCCCACCUGGCCGGAAGUCCCACCUCCUUGAGCUCCCCCUCCCUUCCAGAAGUUUUUCUGUCACCUGUGUUUCCCUCCGUCCUUUUUCCCGUUUUAUACCUGUAUUAGAAAAGGGUACAUUUAGUGCCUCCCUCCUAGCUCCACUAAAGGGGUUGGCUAGGUUCUUUCCCCGGAGCCCCGAUGUAGCUGGGAAGUGGGACCUGGGGGUGGUCGGACCCCUGGGAUCCUGAAGAAGUGAGGAGGGCGCGCAACUGUGGCUCUACUCCUGCUAUCGGGACGCAGCCUCCUCUGCCUCUCCCCUUCUCGCUGCCAUGCACCCUGCGGCCUUCCCGCUUCCUGUGGUUGUGGCCACUGUACUGUGGGGAGCGGCCCCCAUCCAAGGGCUCAUUCGAGCGACCUCAGACCACAAUACCACCAUGGACUUUGCAGACCUCCCAGCUCUAUUUGGGGCCACCCUGAGCCAGGAGGGACUCCAGGGGUUCCUUGUGGAGGCUCACCCAGACAACGCCUGCAGCCCCAUUGCCCCACCACCCCCAGCCCCGGUCAAUGGGUCAGUCUUUAUUGCACUGCUUCGAAGAUUCGACUGCAACUUUGACCUCAAGGUCUUAAACGCUCAGAAGGCUGGGUAUGGUGCAGCUGUGGUACACAAUGUGAAUUCCAAUGAACUUCUGAACAUGGUGUGGAACAGUGAGGAAAUCCAGCAGCAGAUUUGGAUCCCAUCUGUGUUCAUUGGGGAGAGGAGCUCUGAGUACCUGCGUGCCCUCUUCGUCUAUGAGAAAGGGGCUCAGGUGCUUCUGGUUCCAGACAAUAGCUUCCCCUUGGGCUAUUACCUCAUCCCCUUCACAGGGAUUGUGGGACUGCUGGUUUUGGCCAUGGGAGCAGUAAUGAUAGUUCGUUGUAUCCAGCACCGAAAACGACUCCAGAGGAAUCGACUUACCAAAGAGCAACUCAAACAGAUUCCUACACAUGACUAUCAGAAGGGAGACCAGUAUGAUGUCUGUGCCAUUUGCCUGGAUGAAUAUGAAGAUGGAGACAAGCUGCGGGUACUCCCCUGCACUCAUGCCUAUCACUGCCGCUGUGUGGACCCCUGGCUCACUCAGACCCGGAAGACCUGCCCCAUCUGCAAGCAGCCUGUUCAUCGGAGUCCUGGCGACGAGGAACAGGAGGAAGAGAUGCAGGGCCAAGAGGAGGGUGAUGAAGGAGAACCACGGGACCACCCUGCCUCAGAACGGACCCCUCUCUUGGGCUCUAGCCCCUCUCUUCCCACGUCCUUUGGUUCCCUAGCCCCAGCCCCCCUUGUUUUUCCUGGGCCCUCAACAGAUCCUCCACCCUCUUCUCCUUCCUCCUCCUCUUCCUCACCUGCCCUUCUGGUCUGAUAGUCCCCUUCAGUGACUUACCUGCACAGGCCCUCUCCUCCCUCUUUCUGAGCUUAAGGAUGAGGGACAUUUCUGCCCCAAAUUUCUCCCUUAUCUAAGCCUCACCCUUUGGAUGGAAAUGGGUGGGGUGGAUUAGAGGAAAAGGACUGGGUCAUUACUUCUUGGGUUAAUAAAAUUGUUUUUGUGGAUUAA
Molecule: messenger RNA, 1873 nt
Organism: Tupaia belangeri chinensis (Chinese tree shrew)
Lineage: Eukaryota; Metazoa; Chordata; Mammalia; Scandentia; Tupaiidae
Gene: RNF167
Product: ring finger protein 167
Exons: 10
Coding region: 617-1681 (354 amino acids)
Biological process (GO): ubiquitin-dependent protein catabolic process
Cellular component (GO): nucleus
Molecular function (GO): ubiquitin protein ligase activity
Source: RefSeq, a predicted model, not a curated record